CAAACAACAUAAUCUGUGCAAGAAUUUCGAUCGUUAUGAGUAGUAAAACAGGAAAAAUGAGGUUUCUUGUUUCUUCUCUCUUUAUCUUUCUCUUCUCCUUAUUUCUCUCCCCAUCUUGCACUUCACUUGACUUCCUAUCCCCAAACCAAUCUCUCAAAGAUGGCCAAACGCUAGUUUCGGAAGGUGGAAACUUUGAAUUAGGGUUCUUCAGCCCAGGCACCUCAAAAAACCGUUACGUUGGGAUAUGGUACACAAAUGUUCAGAGCCCAACGGUCGUAUGGGUGGCUAAUAGAGAAAACCCACUCACUGAUUCUUCUGGCAUCCUAUCGAUUGGUGGCGAUGGAAAUCUUGUGAUUCUUGAUGGAAGCAGAAACACUCUAUGGUCAUCAAGCAUUUCUACUACCUCGAAGAAUUUGACUGCAAUGCUCUUAGGUUCAAGUAACCUCAUUUUGACUGAAGGAGCUUCAGCUAAUGGCCGACGAAGAACCUUAUGGCAAAGCUUUGAUCAUCCUACGGACACCUUUAUGGCAAAGAUGAAGGUUGGUGUUUAUCUAGAGACGGGCAAGCAACGGUCCAUAACAUCAUGGAAGAGUGAAGACGAUCCGGCCCCGGGGAAGUUUUCUUUCGGCCUUGAACGGCAGAAAGUACCACAACUUUUUCUCUACAAUGGGUCUCGUCGAAUUUGGAGAAGUGGGCAAUGGAAUGGACGGAUGUUCGUGGGGUUACCUCACAUGACUUCUGACUACCUGAAAGGAUUCGCCCUUGAAACUGAUACAGAUGAAGGAAUGAUGUACUUAACUUAUGAUUUCCCAUCUCUCAUUGCAAGGUAUGUGGUAGAUUGGUCAGGAAUGUUGAGGGAACUGAUAUUAAGAGAAGAUACAAAGGACUGGUUCCUUAACUGGUGGCAAUCCAAUAAUCAGUGCGAUGUUUAUGGAAUGUGUGGGUCCUUCGGAAGCUGCAAUCCCUCAAAUUUGCCAAUUUGUGCAUGUUUGAGAGGAUUCCAACCCAAGUCAGCUGAAGAAUGGGGGAAAGGGAACUGGUCAGGUGGGUGCGUGAGGAGAACUCAAUUACAAUGUGAGAAACCUGGAAAUAUUAGUAUGAUGGAUGGGGAGGGAGAGGGGUUUCUAAAGAUGGAAAUGGUGAAAUUGCCAGAUUUUGCCGAUUGGUUGGACGUUCCUGAUGCCGAAGGAUGUGAAGCUGAGUGUUUGAAGAACUGCUCCUGUGUCGCCUAUGCACAUGUUAGCGAGAUUGGAUGCAUGAUAUGGGCCGAUGGUAUGAUUGAUAUACAGGAAUUUUCUUCAGGAGGGGAGGAGCUUUACAUUCGUCUUGACAACUCUGAACUUGGUGACAAAGAAAAACUUCCACGGUCAAUCAUCAUUGUAAUAACAAUUAUAGGGAUUGCAGUUUUGCUUGGCUCCGCUUACCUUCUUUGGAUGUGGACGGUUAAAAACAGAGAGAAGAAAAAGAACUUCUGGAGACGCUCUACUAUAAAGAAUGAUGUCGAAGAACCAAAAGAUCUUUCAGUUGCAAAUGUGCAUAGAGAUGGAGGGAAUCAUGGAAAAGGUUUUGAAUUACCAUUAUUCCACUUUGCUGGAAUUAGAAUUGCUACAGAUAACUUCAGUGAUGAAAAUAAGAUUGGGAAGGGGGGUUUUGGCCCUGUAUACAAGGGCAAGUUGCUGGGUGGAGAACAAGUAGUAGCUGUUAAAAGACUUUCCGAAAGGUCUAAUCAAGGCGUAGAAGAGUUCAAGAAUGAGAUUUUAUUGAUAUCAAAACUUCAGCACAGGAAUCUUGUUAGGCUGUUGGGGUAUUGCGUUGAAGGAGAUGAAAAAAUACUCAUAUAUGAGUACAUGCUAAACAAAAGCUUGGAUGCCUUUCUCUUCGAUCCAAGCAAACAGCCACAGCUUGAUUGGGCGAAACGCUUUAAAAUCAUUGAAGGGAUUGCUCGAGGGCUUCUUUAUCUUCACCGAGAUUCUAGAUUAAGGGUUAUUCACAGGGAUCUCAAGGCUAGUAACAUUCUAUUGGAUGGAGAAAUGAACCCUAAAAUUUCAGACUUCGGCAUGGCGAAGAUUUUUGGAGGCAAUCAAAAUCUUGCAAAUACUAAUAGGGUGGUUGGUACCUACGGGUACAUGGCCCCAGAAUAUGCAAUGGAAGGGCGAUUUUCAGAGAAAUCCGAUGUCUUUAGCUUUGGUGUCUUGCUUUUAGAGAUUGUGAGUGGUAAAAAGAACAACAGCUUUUAUUAUCAUGAGCACUUUCUAAACCUUCUGGGAUAUGCAUGGAGAUUGUGGAAAGAAGACAAGAUUCUGGAGCUGAUGGAUCCAUCGAUGGGUGAUCCAUGUUCAAUGUCCGAAGUGUUACGUUGCAUCCAUGUGGGGCUCCUAUGUGUGCAAGAAUGCGAAACGGACCGUCCAUCCAUGUCUUCUGUAGUUCUCAUGCUGGGUCAGUCAACAUCUCUUCCAACACCGAACCAACCUGCAUUUAGUCUAGGGAGAAGUCAUGUAGAAUCACACUUAUCUCCGGUCAGCAAUGGAAUAUUCUCGGUGAAUCAAGUUACCAUGACGAUGAUCGUUGAUGGAAGGGCUUUACUGGCAAUCGGUUCACCUGGAGUAACAACAGAUCUGAGCUCGCCCGCGUGUGGGCAUGGUUGGACAGGGUUCUCAUUAAUGAGCAAUGGAGCUCCUCCUUCCCGUCCUUCCAAGUCCAACAUCUCCCUCGCUGCAACUCGGACCACUCCCCUCUUCUUCUAUCUUGUCCUAUCCUCGACCAUCCUAAGGUUAGACCUUUUCGAUUCCUCAGAAUGUGAACUUUACAUGAUACUUUCAGGCAGGUUAUCAGUAAAGUGUGGGAAGAAGAAGACCUUCAAACCAUUGAGCAUAGACUACAGGAAAACCCAUGCGAUCUCCUCUUUUGGGAAAGUGCAGCGGCUAGGAGAAGCUGAUGGAUCAGUUACUUCCAACCUCAGUGAUAUCCGAUCAGCGGCCGUCGAUUUCUUUGAGCAGCUUUUUCGUGAAGAACCCACCUCCCUAGCCCCUGACCUGCUUUCAGCCAUCCCUUCCCUCAUUUUGCAACACGAUAAUGAAUCCUUCUUGUCCCUCCCUUCCAAGGAAGAAGUUCAUGCAGCAAUCUUAUCCAUUCCUCAAGACGGUGCCCCGGGCCCUGAUGGGUUCACUGCUGCAUUUUUCUCUGCUUGCUGGGAGAUUGUCGGAAAUGACAUUCAUACCACUGCCCACUCCUUCUUUCUUGGGGACCCUCUUCCUAGGGCUUUCACCUCAACACUCAUCUGGGCUUUUCUUUCCAAGCUGAUCUCUGCUGAACAAGCGGCAUUCGUCAAAGGUCGAGCUAUUACUGAGAACAUUGUGUUGGCCAAUGAAGCUCUUGUUGGAAAAAUUGCUGGUUCUCUGUUCUUAUUAACAGCGAGGCGACGAGUUUCUUCCAAUCUUCUAGAGGUAUCCGCCAAGAGCUUUAAUACCCUCGUAGCUAGAGGCUGGGUCCCACCAUUCAAGCUUCACUGCGGAAGCCCGCUGAUUUCCCAUUUGCUGUUCGUGAAUGACACCUUGCUUUUCCUCAACGGCAGUCGCUCAUCCCUCCUCUCCAUCAAGCAUUUCCUUCAAGUCUUCCAGAUGCCAGCUGGGAGAGUGAGAUCUAUCCAACGCCUCUUGGGUAUCUCAAAAGCCAACUCCGGGAUCCCAUAUCUGGGAGUACCUCUCUCCAAAGGUAGAUUGAAGCAAGUAAAUUACUUCUCUGGUGGAAGAAGGAGGCCUAUCAGGAUCCUUUUCCCUGUCAUAGACGAGAAUGCACAGUGGGAAGUUGGGGACAGCGAGCUGAAUCUUUGGGAGGUUAAUUGGACUGGACAGGGACCUCUCCACCGUCUGGCCACCGAUCCCAUUCCUGCUGAUCUACUAGUUCUGUUCCUUGAGAAGGAAAUGACUUCUUCCCUGGAGCUGAAAUUAAGAAGGUCGGAGGGCAUUGGUUCUCAGAUGAGGGUUUUUGGGGCUGAGGGCGAGCAGGUUAACUUGAAGAGGAUUAGCUUUCAACUGGACAGGGCUGGGCCCGCUGUCACAGCUGGCCACGCAUCCAGUCCCCCAGCAUCUCCUCUCCACCCCGUCCGGAUUGUCGUGUCUGGCUGCUCACCCGCCGUGGUAAUUUUACUGUGUUCUGCCUGGAAUCUCUGUCGUUCGUCACAAAUGCGUAAGGAUUGGUCCCGUUGGAUUUGGCAUUCUACCCUUCCCCCCAGAAUUUCUGUUUUCGUCUGGCGGCUUCUUCCCAGGGUCAUCCCACUUGAUGAGGACAUCCAGAAACGUGGCAUGUCACUGGCGUCCUGUUGUGAUUGCAGCAUGAACUCCCCCUCCAGCUGCAGAUCAGUGGAGUCCUGUAGGCAUGUUUUCAUCAACAGCCCAGCUGCGGCUGCCACAUGGGCCUUCUUUGGGAGCAUUUUUACAAUUUUCAGUAACACCACUCUCUCCAUAGAAGCGAGAGGGAACCUGGGCCCCUCGGGCGGCAGGGGCAUCUGUAGAAAUGAAGUAGGUGAUUUUAUCUUUGGUUUCUCUGCUGGGUAUGGGCCUGGCUCAAACGUUUUUGCUGAACUGAGAGCAAUUCAUGAUGGGCUCUCCUACUAUGCUACUCUUGGCCAUCAGAAGAAUUGUAGUAUGAGGAUCAAAACAGGAAAACUGAGAUUUCUUCUUUUUUCUUACUUAAUUUUUCUGUUCUCCUUAUCCCUCUCUCCAUCUUGCACUUCACUUAACUUCCUAUCCCUAAACCAAUCUCUCAAAGAUGGCCAAACGCUAGUUUCGGAAGGUGGAAACUUUGAAUUAGGAUUCUUCAGCCCAGGCACCUCAAAAAGCCGCUAUGUUGGGAUAUGGUAUGUGAAUGUUCCGGUCCAGACGGUCGUAUGGGUGGCUAACAGAGAAAACCCACUUAUAGAUUCCUCUGGUGUCCUAUCGAUUGGUGAUGAUGGAAACCUUGUGGUUAUUGAUGGAAGUAGAAACACUCUAUGGUCAUCAAACAUUUCCACCACCUCGAAGAAUUCCACUGCUAUGCUCUUAGAUUCAAGUAACUUCAUUUUGACCGAAGGUGUUUCAGCUAACAGUCGAGGAAGAACCUUAUGGCAAAGCUUUGAUCAUCCUACAGAUACAAUCAUGCCGAAGAUGAAGAUUGGUGUUUAUCUAGAGACAGGCAAGAAACAGUUCUUAACAUCAUGGAAGAACGCAGAUGAUCCGGCACCAGGGAAGUUCUCUGUAGGCCUUGAACAGAAAAUACCACAAGUUUUUCUCUACAAUGGGUCUCGUCCAAUUUGGAGAAGUGGGCAAUGGAAUGGGCAGGUGUUCGUGGGGAUACCCAACAUGAAUUCUGUAUACCUUAACGGAUUUUCCCUUGAACCUGAUAGGGAUAUUGAAGGAGUAAUGUACUUAAGUUUUGAUUCCCCGUCUACCAUUCUAAGGUAUAUGGUAGAUCGGUCAGGAAUAUUCAAGGAAGUGGUGUUAAGAGAAGAUAGGAAGGACUGGUUAGAUGGUUGGUCGCAAUCCGUUAGUCAGUGUGAUUUUUAUGGAAUGUGUGGGUUUUUCGGAAGCUGCAAUCCCUCAAAUUCGCCGAUUUGUGAAUGUUUGAGAGGGUUCCGACCCAAGUCGGCUGAAGAAUGGGGGAAGGGGAACUGGUCAGGUGGGUGCGUGAGGAAAACUCAAUUACAAUGUGAGAGAGAUGGAAAUAGUAGUAUGAUGGUCGGGGAAGGAGACGGGUUUUUAAAGAUGGGAAGGAUGAAAUUGCCAGAUUUUGCCCAUUGGUUGGACGUUCAUGAUGCCAAAGGAUGCGAAGCUGAGUGUUUGAAGAACUGCUCCUGUGUUGCCUAUGCAUACGUUAGCGGGAUUGACUGCAUGAUAUGGGUCGACAGUUUGAUUGAUAUACAGGAAUUUUCUUCCAAAGGGGAGGAGCUUUGCAUUCGUCUUGCCAAUUCUGAACUUGGUGACAAAGAAAAACUUCCACGGUCAAUCAUCAUUGUAAUAACAAUUAUAGGGAUUGCAGUCUUGCUUGGCUCCGCUUACCUUCUUUGGAUGUGGACGGAUAAAAACAGAGAGAAGAAAAAGAACUUCUGGAGACGCUUUACUAUAAAGAAUGAUGUCGAAGAACCAAAAGAUCUUUCAGUUGCAAAUGUGCAUAGAGAUGGAGGGAAUCAUGGAAAAGGUUUUGAAUUACCAUUAUUCCACUUUGCUGGAAUUAGAAUUGCUACAGAUAACUUCAGUGAUGAAAAUAAGAUUGGGAAGGGGGGUUUUGGCCCUGUAUACAAGGGCAAGUUGCUGGGUGGAGAACAAGUAGUAGCUGUUAAAAGACUUUCCGAAAGGUCUAAUCAAGGCGUAGAAGAGUUCAAGAAUGAGAUUUUAUUGAUAUCAAAACUUCAGCACAGGAAUCUUGUUAGGCUGUUGGGGUAUUGCGUUGAAGGAGAUGAAAAAAUACUCAUAUAUGAGUACAUGCCAAACAAAAGCUUGGAUGCCUUUCUCUUCGAUCCAAGCAAACAGCCACAGCUUGAUUGGGCGAAACGCUUUAAAAUCAUUGAAGGGAUUGCUCGAGGGCUUCUUUAUCUUCACCGAGAUUCUAGAUUAAGGGUUAUUCACAGAGAUCUCAAGGCUAGUAACAUUCUAUUGGAUGGAGAUAUGAACCCUAAAAUUUCAGACUUUGGCAUGGCGAAGAUUUUUGGAGGCAAUCAAAAUCUUGCAAAUACUAAUAGGGUGGUUGGUACCUACGGGUACAUGGCCCCAGAAUAUGCAAUGGAAGGGCGAUUUUCAGAGAAAUCCGAUGUAUUUAGCUUUGGUGUCUUGCUUUUAGAGAUUGUGACUGGUAAAAAGAACAACAGCUUUUAUUACCAUGAGCACUUUCUAAACCUUCUAGGAUAUGCAUGGAGAUUGUGGAAAGAAGACAAGAUUCUGGAGCUGAUGGAUCCAUCGAUGGGUGAUCCAUGUUCAAUGUCCGAAGUGUUACGUUGCAUCCAUGUGGGGCUCCUAUGUGUGCAAGAAUGCGAAACGGACCGUCCAUCCAUGUCUUCUGUAGUUCUCAUGCUGGGUCAGUCAACAUCUCUUCCAACACCGAACCAACCUGCAUUUAGUCUAGGAAGAAGUCAUGUAGAAUCACACUUAUCUCCGGUCAGCAAUGGAAUAUUCUCGGUGAAUCAAGUUACCAUGACGAUGAUCGUUGAUGGAAGGUAGAGAUGAAAGCUGCAAUCGCUUCCAGGUUUCCUGAUGCACUCACAUGAAUGAGACAUUCUCGGCACUCACUUUUCGGAUGUGGAAACUGGAAUAAAUGUGCAUGAUCCAAUAUAUCAUCAGGGGGUGGUUCUGCCAACAAUAGUAAUCUUUAUAGUACAUGCUGAAUGUCUUGGAUGGGUGGGCUC
Molecule: messenger RNA, 7372 nt
Organism: Magnolia sinica
Lineage: Eukaryota; Viridiplantae; Streptophyta; Magnoliopsida; Magnoliales; Magnoliaceae
Exons: 27
Coding region: 36-7187 (2383 amino acids)
Biological process (GO): protein phosphorylation; recognition of pollen
Molecular function (GO): ATP binding; protein serine/threonine kinase activity
Source: RefSeq, a predicted model, not a curated record